Antechinus flavipes (yellow-footed antechinus) is the source of this 4202-nucleotide messenger RNA. Its product is annotated as C-C chemokine receptor type 8-like. Gene Ontology annotation, molecular function: chemokine receptor activity. Gene Ontology annotation, cellular component: membrane. The record is from RefSeq and is a predicted model, not a curated record. Bases 1196 to 2254 code for a protein of 352 amino acids. NCBI's taxonomy places the organism in Eukaryota, Metazoa, Chordata, Mammalia, Dasyuromorphia, Dasyuridae. Gene Ontology annotation, biological process: G protein-coupled receptor signaling pathway; immune response; chemotaxis. The transcript has a single exon.
AUGGAAAUUAUUUGGAUUAUUUGUUUGUUUCUUACUGGUAUGGUGUAGUGAAGUUCAUGAUUUUGCUGUCUGUGGCAGACAAUAGACUUAAAUAGUAAGAACAUCCUCUUAUGAAAAGACUGCAUAGAAGUGAUUAGGGUGCCCUCAAAAGUAGGGAAACACUUGUUCUAGAGGAAUAACAAAAAAGGAAACUUUAGCAAGGGCAGUUAUAGAAAAGGAGAAGACAAAGACAGAGCACCAAUAAGAUCUAUUGUGGUUUUGAGAUAUAAUUCCCGGCAAACUCUACUGACUCCCUCCCACAUAAGUCAGUUAAAGAUGUUUCUAAAACAUAGGAAUUGAACUGUAUUUUGAUAAUUUUUCAAUUUAUUAACAGGAAGAAUUUGUUUAAUAGUUUUAAGGGGCCUGAGACAGCAUGGUAGAAAUACAUGGUACAUAGUACCAACUCAACUCUUAUUUCCAGUAUUUCUAAGUGCUAUCUUGAGAUUUAUCAAAGCUUCAAAUUAAUUUGCCUGGCCUUGGAACAAAUGGGCUAUCAGCUAGGGAUAUGAAAGGAUUUAGAAGAAAUUUUCUCAUUCCUAUAUAACUAUUGUGUAGAUAUGGGAUAGGGAGAGGGCAAAAGGGCUGCUUAGAAAAUUACCAACAAAGGAGGUCCUGAUAGAUGGGGGGAUAGGGUUUGUCUGCUAUCCAUGGACUGACUCACUAAAGAGGUGAAAAAGGUGUUGAUCAGCCCUACACAUGAACAAUCUUCUAAAGGAGAGAUUACAAUCUCAUAGAGAGGCUAAGGGCAAGUCCACAUAAAUUUCCUUAAGGAUUUUGUAAACCUGAAGGAGACACUUAGGAACACCAGAAGGGACUUCUGAUGCUUUUGGUUAUUUCUGCUCCUUUGGCUGGGUCUUGUACUCUUACAUCAUCACCAUUACCAUCAUCACUUAUGCUAGUUUUAAAGUUUACAAAGCAUUUUUCUUCCAACUACCUUCAUGCAAAUGAUUUUUUUAUUAUCAGGAAAUUGAGAUUUUUAAAAGUUGAGUGCCUUAACCAGGAUCACAUAGCUAAAUAUCAAAGGCAGGGGUCCAAAUCCAAGGCUCCUGACUCAAAGUACCCCACUACUAGAGAUGCUUCAAAUAUUUGACAAAGAGGUAUCUUUUGAAAACUAAUAAGAAGAUUAUAUGUUGUCUGACCAGGUGACUGAGCUGGGAUGGAUUAUACCCUGGAGCCAAAUGUGUCCGUGACCACAGAAGAUUAUUAUCCGGAUGAGCCAGCUAGCCCCUGCCACACUGCAUUCACCCAGAAGUCCAGCUCUCUGCUUCUUGCGUUGCUCUACUGCCUCCUCUUUGUCUUUGGCCUGCUGGGGAACAUCCUGGUCAUUCUGGUGCUGGUAGCCUGUAAGAAGUUGAGAAGCAUGACUGACAUGUACCUGCUGAACUUGGCCAUCUCUGACCUGCUCUUCGUGUUCUCCUUCCCCUUCCUGACACACUACACUCUGGACCAGUGGGUCUUUGGGAACACCAUGUGUAAGAUCAUCUCGGGCGUCUAUUACAUCGGCUUCUUCAGCAGCAUCUUUUUCAUCACCAUCAUGAGCGUGGAUCGGUACCUGGCCAUCGUCCACGCGGUCUACGCCUUGAAGGUGAGGACAACCAGGAAGGGCAUGGCCAUCAGCCUCCUGGUGUGGCUGGUGGCUGUUUUAGUCUCUGCCCCUGUGCUGGUGUUUUACCAGGUAUCUUCAGAGGAGGGGACGCUCAAGUGCUAUUCCUUCUAUGGAGACAGAACUAGCGAGUGGAAACUCAUCACCCACUUUGAAAUCAAUAUCCUGGGCCUUGUCAUUCCACUCACCGUCCUUGUGUUCUGUUACACCAACAUCCUGAGGCACCUGAAGGGCUGUCAGAACCACCACAAGAUCAAGGCCAUCAGGCUGGUGCUCAUCGUGGUAGUAGCAUUUUUCCUUUUCUGGGUCCCCUUUAACUUGAUGCUCUUCCUGAAUUCCCUACACAGCCUGCACAUCCUGGAUGGGUGUGAUCUGAGUCAGAAACUCACCCAGGCCACCCAGAUAACUGAGGUCAUCUCCUUCACCCACUGCUGCGUCAACCCUAUAAUUUAUGCUUUUGUGGGGGAAAAGUUCAAGAAGCACCUCUCUGAAAUCUUUCGGAAAUACAAGAGUUAUUUCUGGGUAUACAAAGAAAGCUAUUUCUCCCAAGAACACACGGACAGAUUAUCUGUACAUAACUCACGUUCCUCCACCACAGACUAUAUUUUGUGAAGCAGAAUGGUCCUGAAAACCCAGCAGAAAGUAUUUGUGAGGGAUUCAGGGAUUGGGGAAGGAAGCAGGGAGAAGAUGCUUUGUUUACAAGGAAGAUAGAUAUUUGCAAUUUUCAAGUCUCUUCUAAUAUGGAUUUAAUACUAUCUUCUUUCCAUCCUUCACACGAGGCCAUUUGCAAUUUUUUGACUAUAUUCCCUGAUUGAUGCUUUCUUUCGAGGUAGAAGAGUUAGCCCAAACUAAAUUCUGAUCGCAUAAACCAGAGUGUAUCAAGGGUGUGUAUAAGGAUCCUUAAAUUGGGGAUGGUCAGGUUCUAACCAUUGACUUUAAUUUCAUCUGACCAGCAUUGCAAAUAUCAAGAGGUAUAUAUAAUGUAAACACAUUAGAAUGGGGCUCAGAUGAAGCUGCGUUCUAAGCUUGGUUCUGCUGCUAACCAAGUGUGAGACUGUGAAUAAAUCAGUUCACUUCUUUGUGAACAAUAGUUUCCUCCCACCUCCCUGCUUUUACUCAAGUUGCAUCCCUAGUCUGGAUUGCACCUCCCGCUUUACUCACCCUCAUGGAAUAAUCCCCAACUUCCUUCCAAGAACAGGUCAUGGACCACUUUCUUCAUAUGGCUCCUGAUCUACUUUGCCCCCUCCUCACCAAGAUGUUAAUAUUCAGUCUUGUUCUUGAAACAACUUUGUAUUUAGUCAUACGUGUAAAUGUUGAAGCCACUUGGACAAUGUACACUUCCUGUGGGGGGUAGGGGACGGUUUCCUUUGUGUUUAUAACCCCAGAUACAGCUCCCUGCACUUUCUCUUGCAAAAACAAAGGCACUUUUAAAAAAAGUAUUGAAUAGCACUGAAUUGAUUGGAGAAUAUGGGUUCUUUCAGAAUUACCCAUCAUUGUGGCAUAAAAAGCAAGUUUAUUCUGAAUGUUUCAGAGGGCUUUGAAGGAAAUCCAUCCCUGUACAAUCAGAGGGGAAGGCAUUCAAAGCCCAACUCUGAGUCCUGAAAAUUGUGAAAAUCCUGGAGACAACCAUGUUUCAGAACUGAUCUAAUUCAGGGUGGAGUUCUCCCAAACUGAGGGAAUAAAGAGAAGCUGGCAAUGACUGAAGGACAGGACAGAAGGAAACCCCUGCAGGGAUUUUAUUUUGUGAAUUUUGAGAACAAAGUCUAAGCAGGGUAGGCUGGUCCCAGUGGCCAGGCCUCCACUCUACGGAACAAAGAACCAUGAUGGAGUUGAAUGGAAAGGCUUGAUGGUUCAAAGAAUGGCGAUUUCUUGGAGAUCAACUCAAGGACAUUAAAGAUUUGAUUUCCUCCCUGAUAGACAUCUAAAUAUUUUCUGUCUAUAUGCAGUUUUUAUUUGUUGAUGUUUUUGUUUAAAAAAUACCUUAUGAUGAAAACUUCUUUGUGAUAUAUGUCUGUAUAUGAAUUUGUGUAGGUAGGAGGGUGAUGGAGAAUGCCUGUGACUACUGAAAAUAUUCGAAAUUUAAUCAAAACAAAGAACUGGGUUUGGAAUAGCUAGGGUUUUCUGAGUUCAGAGCUAGCAUUUACUUAGUUUGUAGUCUCUGAGGCUGUAUUUGUGAGAAAAGUUGAUAAACCAUAAUGUUUAUAAACAAUUGAUGUUUAUUGAUUAUUGAUCAUAUUUAUCUACAAUGGUAGAGAGAAAUGAUUCAUGUGGAACAGGACCAAUUCACCCAUAGGAUAAAACAAGUUAUAAACAAGGUUGGGUAUGGUUUGCAGGGAUCCUCUAACUUUUUUAAUAGGGCCAGUUCACUGUCCCUCAGACUGUUUUAUUUUCAUUUCACAGAACAAAACAAGCACUUCCAUAUCAUAUAAUAAAAAGACAAUUGCAUAUGAAACUUCAAAGCUACCAUAUACAAUUUACUAUUUCCUUGAAAUAUACAAUAAAAUUAUCAUGUAAAUUUCUUUCCCCCCUUUUUCCUUCCCUUCCCUCCUCUCCCCCAGAG